GGAGAGAAUUGCUGGGGUAGAAGCCUCAGGAUUAUUAUUUUUAAAAAAGAAAGGGUGUAAAGGAAUCCUGGGAAUUGUAGUCCCCACAACGCUGGAGGACAUCACCAGAGGGAAAACUAGGUGAAGAUGUCCACUAUGACCCAGAAGUAUUUCCUGGAAGGUCAGACAUACUCCGUUCCCCUCAUCCAGCCUGACCUCCGCAGGGAAGAAGCUAUUCAUCAGAUAGCAGAUACGCUUCAAUAUCUGCAAAAAAUCUCAGGCGAUAUCUUCAACAGGAUCUCCCAACAAGUGGAAGUCAGCCGAGCACAGCUACGAGCAAUCAAUGAGCGGGUCACCCUUGCUCAAGCCAAAAUUGAGAAGAUAAAGGGCAGCAAAAAGGCUAUUAAGGUGUUUUCCAGCUCCAAAUACCCUGCACCAGAACGGCUGCAAGAAUAUGCUUCCAUCUUCACUGGCGCUCAGGAUCCAGAGGCACAGAAACAACCGAGGCACAAGAUUCAGAGCAAGCACAGACCAUUGGAUGAGAAGUCCUUACAGGAGAAGUUGAAGUACUUCCCGGUUUCAGUUACCACCAGAGUCCGUCAUGAAGACGACGCAGAAGAAGGCCUGGGCAGCCUUCCCAGAAACAUUAGCUCCCUCAGCUCCCUGCUGCUCUUCAAUACCACCGAGAACUUAUAUAAGAAGUAUGUCUUUCUCGAUCCUUUGGCUGGCGCAGUGACCAAGACCCAUGGGGCUCUGGAGACAGAAAGAGAAGAAAAGCUUUUUGACGCCCCCCUCUCUAUCACCAAGAGGGGACAACUCGAUCAGCUGGUGGCUGAAAAUUAUUUCUAUGUACCAGACCUGGGGCAAGUGCCCGAGAUAGACGUGCCAUCCUAUCUGCCUGACUUGCCUGGCAUUGCCGCAGACCUCAUGUAUAGUGCAGAUCUGGGUCCCGGCAUUGCACCUUCUGCUCCUGGGGCUGCUAUACCUGAGCUGCCCACCUUCAGUACGGAACCCACAGAGAACUUCCGACAAGAUCUUCAACAGGGGGGACCUCCCCCUCCUCCCCCUCCCCCUCCACCCCCUCCCCCUGAAAUUCCUGUUAACAUCCCACCUCCCCCCCCUCUUCCACAAGUGCCAGCCCCUACUGAUUCUCAAGCCAGAGAAGGCAGAAGCAGCACCUUGCCAUCCGCUGCUGUUCAAAGAGCACCAAAUGAAGUUGUGAACCCAUCGAGUGGCCGGGCCACUCUUAUGGAAUCCAUCCGCAAAGCUGGUGGCAUCGGGAAGGCCAAGCUCCGUAAUGUCAAAGAGAGGAAACUAGAAAAGAAAAAGCAGAAGGAGAAGGAGCAAGUGGGAUCUACUGGGCAAGGUGGAGACCUAAUGUCAGAUCUCUUCAACAAAUUGGUCCUCCGGCGCAAAGGCAUCUCAGGCAAAGGACCAGCAGCUGGUGGAGACAGCAAUGCGCCCAACGUGCCAGCUGGAGCCUUUGGCCGCAUCUCAGACACCAUCCCCCCCUUGCCACCUCCACAACAACCAGCUGGAGAAGAGGAGGAUGACUGGGAGUCCUAGACAGUACUUCAAAAGGCAACAUAUGGAGGCUUAACAGAGGCGCAUCUUGUUCUUUUGACAUUUCCAUCUUUUUGAGAACGCUUAACUUAACAGUGCAUAUUGCCAUUUUGCCAUCCAAUCCAGAACAGCAACGUGAACAUAAUUACGCACUUAGAAGAACCUGCUACUAUGCAACUUGUGUUCAGGGAUGACAGCCAGUUUCCAUCUUAGAAAAUGGUCGAACAUGGCAUGUGAAAAAGUUUAUAGGCAUUUUGGCGUCUGUAGCAAGACUCAGCUUGCUGGGAACUGGGAGGUUUCAAAGGGUAGCCAGCUACUGCUGGGAACAGCUUCUAUUUUCUUUCAACACUCAUAUCCUUUUCAGCUCUAUAAAGAAGGAUAUUUGUCUGUUUGGUGCAAUUAUUGUAUAUAAAUAAUCAUUUAAUUCAACUACUUACUUUGACUGCCCUAAAUGAAAACCUGAAAGAAGCCUGUUUUCGCAUCUGUGUGCAAUAAGAAUCCAUUUCAGGGGACAAAACUGGAACCCAGAGUGAUGAAUCGUUAGCUUGAAUAUAGGAAAAAGUAUUAACCUCUUUCAAAAAAAGCACACUUUGCUUUAACUUCCUUGUCCUGUCUUCUUACUUUCAAUUACUCGUUGUGGAAGAUAGUAUUUGUUUUCAGCAUCAGGAUGGAAACUCAGUGUGUUAAGACAAUACUAAGCAGUUCAGUUGUUCUGGGUAUCUUUGCACACCGGUAGAAAUGUUUCUCAGGAUAUCCACCUAAGUGAGAUUUCUGGGCAAUUAUAACCAUGUUAGAAUACC
Messenger RNA from Crotalus tigris (Tiger rattlesnake), 2342 nucleotides. RefSeq names its product WASH complex subunit 1 (gene WASHC1). Bases 127 to 1545 code for a protein of 472 amino acids. Gene Ontology annotation, biological process: Arp2/3 complex-mediated actin nucleation; retrograde transport, endosome to Golgi; exocytosis. Gene Ontology annotation, molecular function: actin binding; alpha-tubulin binding; gamma-tubulin binding. The transcript has 11 exons. Gene Ontology annotation, cellular component: early endosome; recycling endosome; WASH complex. The record is from RefSeq and is a predicted model, not a curated record. NCBI's taxonomy places the organism in Eukaryota, Metazoa, Chordata, Lepidosauria, Squamata, Viperidae.